GAUACCGGAUAUUCUUGGAUUGUACUAUCAGCAUGCUGUUGUAUAAAUAUGUUGGCGUUUGGUCUGCUGAAAUCCUAUGGAAUGUUGUUAGUGGAACUAUUGAAGGUCUAUGACGGUGGGGCAGGAACCACUGCCAUGGUGGGGUCGGUGACUUCACUAGUAAUGAGCUUCAUUGGACUAUUCGGAUGUACCUUGGGUGAAAUGACAACGUUCCGAAAGGUGCUCCUUGUCGGCGGGAUAUUUCAGUCCUCUGGGCUUUUCUUCAGCGUAUUUGUCAAUAGAUUACCUGUCAUGUUUCUGACCUACACACUAAUAACAGGGAUGGGAUAUGGACUUUUGAUUUCACCAUGCGCUACUGUCCUGAACUUCUACUUUGAGAAGCGCCGUGCCUUAGCAAGUGGCCUCCUCAACUCUGCAAGUGGUGUGGGAAUGUUUAUAUUUCAAUACCUUUACAGAAGUCUAUUCGAUGAGUAUGGACUGGAGGGUUGCUUACUAAUCAUAAGCGGGAUUGUAUUAAAUAACUGUGUCGCUGGUUCAUUAAUAAGACAACCUCAACAGCUAAAGGGGCCUAACGUAUCUCUAACCAUGACGUCUGAUCGAAUCCCUCCUAUAAACACAUUUACAAAAUUUCUGAGAAAAGUCUUCAAAACUCGUUUUACGUUGUUCCGAAAUCUCUCAUUUGCUCUUGAGUGUGCAUCGCUAGCCUUGGCCCAGAUUGGAUACGCUUCUCAUUUCUUUUUGUAUCCAGCUUUUGUAAAAAGUAGAGGUUUUGAUGACACUUCUGCUGUCCUUGCCAUGGUCAUAUUGAGCUCAGUAGAAGUUAUAUGCAAAAUAAUGAUGGGUGGGCUAGCAGAUUACAUAUCACCCGCCAUCCUACACAGCACUGUUAUGUUUGUCGGCGGAGUAGCAGCGGUUGUUGUAACUUUCACGAAAAAACUAUGGCUUCUUUAUGCGUACGCAGCCAUUACUGGCGCACUUCCGGGAACUUUUUUUGUUUUCAUGCCGCCCAUUCUUGUCAGAAGCUGUGGUUUGAAGAAUUUGGGAGCCUCAUUAAGUACGGCCAUAGUAAUGGGGGCUCUUUUGGUGGCGGUGUGUGUACCCGGCCUUGGAUUGAUGGCUGACUUAACAGCAAACUGGAAUCUCUCGUUUCAAGUCAUUGGGGCAAUAUUUUUUACUUCCGGGUUACUUAUGGUGGCAGCCGAAGCAAAAACAAGCAGGAAAAUUUAGGAACAAUUAAGUCGAACGGAAGGCAAAAAUUAUUAUUUUAGCAAUAAAUUAAGUAUACUUUGCCUCCAAAAAGUGUGUUGUUUUAGAAAGAGAUGCGAAAUACUUUUAAGUGAUCUUCAGCGUUUUAAAGUUGACUGGAAGUAACGAAAUUUGGAAUCUAGACGAUAAAUCAAACAAUAGAAUUACAAUACUAGUUAAAAUAAUUACGUGUAAAUGCAUGCCAAGGAUAUUGAUGCUCAGAACUGAUCUUUUACCGUCAGCUGUGACCAUAUAGCCAAAGUGGAACACCAACUAGGAAUGAAGAGACCAGCGAAAAAGUCAUUCCGGUGAUAAACUAAGCUUUAAAUAAAAAUAUACAUAGGCAUUGGCUGUGUCUCCUUCGCAGGAAUCUCUUUGGCCGGAGUCAGCCGACUCGUUGUCCCUGUCGGGAACUCUGAGAACAUAGUUUUGAUUUGGCGUAAUUUUGACUAGCUUUUCCGAGCUUGCUGGAGACACCCCCCCCCCCCCCCGAGAAGUUGCGAUUGCACAAUGGUGUCAUUUAGCUAGUGAAAAAAGUGACUCCGACCUGACGAGGUCAAGAUAUGCUGAGUAUCAUAUUUUUGUACUUUUGUUCGAGUUUCAAAAAGUUUCUUCAGUAAGAGGAACGACAGCUCUGAGUUGAAAUUGGGACUACAAUACGCAGUAUCAAAGAUCUUUUUGUAGUUCAUUAUGUUAACUGUUCACAUGUUGCUUUGUUCAAUUGUUAAACUUUCAUUGUACUAACAUACCCUAUGUGGGGGCUUUAGUGAAAUAAAAAGUUUCAAAGUUUA
Saccostrea echinata is the source of this 2036-nucleotide messenger RNA. RefSeq names its product monocarboxylate transporter 12-like. NCBI's taxonomy places the organism in Eukaryota, Metazoa, Mollusca, Bivalvia, Ostreida, Ostreidae. Gene Ontology annotation, molecular function: monocarboxylic acid transmembrane transporter activity. The record is from RefSeq and is a predicted model, not a curated record. The coding region runs from base 49 to 1227 and encodes 392 amino acids. The transcript is spliced from 5 exons. Gene Ontology annotation, biological process: monocarboxylic acid transport; transmembrane transport.